UAGAUGAAUAUGGGUGGAGGUGUUGGGGGGGCUGGGGCCAAAGGGAGGAGGCGUUAUACGCAGUGUCAUGGCACGCUGAGAUCAAAGAAAAAAUGUCUGACUCCCGCAAGCUUGCCGUUUUGGCUGCCCUCUUCGUCAUCUUUGGAUGCCUGGCCUCAGCCAGCCCUCGUCGUCCGUCUAAGAUCACCACCCGGUGCUGCACGUCAGUGGCGAAGAGCGAAAUCCCCCAUAAGAUUAUCAGCUACACACGCCAGAACGCCUUGGGUCCUUGCGUGGAUGCCAUCAUAUUUCAGGCAAAGAACAAAAAAAAAUUUUGCACUGACCCCAAGGCACGCUGGGUACAAAAGAAACUAGAAGAAUUGCAGAAACAAUCGUGAGGACAAUGUGGAAAUGGGCUUUGGAAUGGAUUCAAGGUUUUCUUCCAGGCAAUUUCUUUUCCCUGAUUAUUACUGCAUCUUACUUUAGCCCUGACUAUUAGUUAAGUUUAAGAAAAAACUAAAUUCUAUAUUUGUUUUUCUUAGAUUAUGCUGUACGCCAAUAUGUGCUUAUACUGUACACUAUACUGUAUUUAUUUACUGUAUUUCUUUACUAGCAUCUGUGAAGCAAAACCCAAGUUUUUAGUUUUUCAAUCAACAAAAUGUGCCUGUUGAUUCAAUUUUGAUCCUAAGUACUUGUUCACAUCCUUGGAACUAGCUUUAUGUUGGGACUUUGCAAACAUAACAUUUAACCGGAGCAAGCUAAAGACUUAAUAACAGCCCAACUGAAAUCCUGUGCAGGCUUUGUGCGAUUAACAGGCUUGCCAGGUUUUGUAAGCAUCACCUCACUGAAGCUGAUUUCUUUUUGCAUAUUUAAGCAUCUUCCAUGUGUGCGUUCAGCUGCAUGUUCUUCACAAGUCAUUUUUAUUUACUCGUCAACAUUUUUAUCCUGAACAUAGAUAAAUAUAAUUUCUCAAUGCGCUGUUUGAUCUGUUAGUAUAUCACUUUUGGUUUCAGCAACUGAAGCACUUUGUCUAGAUCUUAAACUCCCAAUAUAAAGUUUCUUGUGGUACUUUAGGUCAGUAGUUCUGAACCUCAGUCCAGGGGUCCCCCUGUGUAUGCUGGUUUUUGUUCUGACCAUAGUUGAAAUCCUAGAAUUUUAACAAGCAGUUUAUUUUUCUUAAUUAGAUGCUUUUCAUUUUUGCAGGAAUUGUGUAUCCUCUUGAGCCACAUUAUAUCAUAAAUAGCUGUGUAUGCCAUGUUGAAUAAACCUCUCAUUUUCAAA
Messenger RNA from Anguilla anguilla (European eel), 1260 nucleotides. RefSeq names its product eotaxin-like. Gene Ontology annotation, biological process: monocyte chemotaxis; G protein-coupled receptor signaling pathway; immune response. NCBI's taxonomy places the organism in Eukaryota, Metazoa, Chordata, Actinopteri, Anguilliformes, Anguillidae. Gene Ontology annotation, cellular component: extracellular region. The record is from RefSeq and is a predicted model, not a curated record. Gene Ontology annotation, molecular function: chemokine activity; CCR chemokine receptor binding. The coding region runs from base 93 to 377 and encodes 94 amino acids. The transcript is spliced from 5 exons.